AUGAGACCUUCUUGGCUCUGGCUCUCACACCUGGCCCUGUCCACACCGCCGCAAGCCGCACCCACAAUUUCGCCUGGCCCCGCCCAUGAGAUCGCCCGGCCCCGCUCCUCACACCUGGUUCCACCCCUCAUACCUGGCUCCACCCCUCACACCUGGCCCUGUCCACACCGGACGCCCUUAGCUGUUUAUGUUUUCCACAAAGGGCCUCCACACUGUGUCCAGGCCCCAGGGGAGGGAGAUUUCAGCUCUUCAGUGUCCAGGCCGAGAUCCUCGGAGCCUUCCCCCUCCCUCCUCGUCCAGCAGCAGCAGCGGCUCCUCCCCCCGUCGUCAUGUGAUUGUUGA
Molecule: messenger RNA, 342 nt
Organism: Knipowitschia caucasica
Lineage: Eukaryota; Metazoa; Chordata; Actinopteri; Gobiiformes; Gobiidae
Source: the annotation of a GenBank genome assembly